GAGAGCCGAUGCAAGUACUCUGAGCAAUUAACAAUCGAGCAAGCUACUGAUGGAAGUAACAGCGAACGUAGCCAGUCCGCCAAGCCGUCCGCUCUCUGUCCGUGUGUCGGCAGAGACGGAAGGUGCUGACAAUUCCACGGCGGAGGAACCCAUGAGCCCUACCGGAAGAAUCUUGGAGGAGAUGGGUGUCUGCAUCGUCAUCGUGAUGGGGCUCAGCACGCCGGUGAACCUGCCCGUCUUCCGCUCCGGCAUCGAAACAGAGCUGAUUACUCGUUCCUCACGCUUCUGCAGCAUUCAAAUAAUGGAUGGACCCAAGGAUGGCAAGCCGCGAUGGGUGCAAACAGCGGUGAACGUGGACGAACACAUCAUCGUCCCGACGUUCGAUCCUGCUGCCGUGGCUUCUAACCCGGAAAAGGCCGUGGAGGACUAUGUAGCGAUGUUGUCCACACUCCCUAUGGACAGGGGACGCCCGCUUUGGGAGUUCCACUUCCUCAACUUGAAGACCUCCGGCGCGGCCUCUACGGUGGUGCUCCGCCUGCACCACUCCAUCGGUGACGCCAUGUCCAUCAUGACACUCUUCAUGGCUUCGGCAUGCAGCACGGCUGACCCAACUAGGCUGCCGGCCAUGCCACCGCCGCCCAGAAGGACCGGCGCGAUCUAUCAACAGCAGACACGACCUCCGUUGUCUUUGUCAAGCCAUUACCUGGCGUGGGUUUGGUCAUAUUUUGUGUUGGCAUGGCACACGCUGGUGGAUGUCGCAUUGCUUGCUGCGACGGUACUGUUCUUGAGAGAUCCCCGUACGAUGUUCACGCAUAUGCCAGAUGCCAGCGGGUCU
This is a messenger RNA of Triticum aestivum (bread wheat), 835 nucleotides long. Its product is annotated as wax ester synthase/diacylglycerol acyltransferase 11. Gene Ontology annotation, cellular component: plasma membrane. The annotation marks the transcript as partial. Gene Ontology annotation, molecular function: diacylglycerol O-acyltransferase activity. The record is from RefSeq and is a predicted model, not a curated record. The transcript has 2 exons. Gene Ontology annotation, biological process: triglyceride biosynthetic process. Lineage: Eukaryota; Viridiplantae; Streptophyta; Magnoliopsida; Poales; Poaceae.